Molecule: messenger RNA, 1553 nt
Organism: Balaenoptera ricei (Rice's whale)
Lineage: Eukaryota; Metazoa; Chordata; Mammalia; Artiodactyla; Balaenopteridae
Product: keratin, type I cytoskeletal 17-like
Exons: 8
Coding region: 56-1432 (458 amino acids)
Cellular component (GO): keratin filament
Molecular function (GO): structural molecule activity
Source: RefSeq, a predicted model, not a curated record
UCUCUCCUCUCGAGCCCUUUCUCUCCGUGUCUGCCUGCCACCCGCUGCCGCCACCAUGACCACCACCAACCGCCAGUUCUUCUCCUCCAACUCCAUCAAGGGCUCCUCUGGCCUGGGGAGCGGCUUGUCCCUCACCUCCCGCCAGCAGUCUGGCAGCCUGGGUGCCGGCUCCUGCAGGCUGGGGUCUGCCGGCAGCCUGGGCAAUGCCCUUGGGGAUGGCAGCUACUCCAGCUGCUACAGCUUCGGCUCUGGCGGCGGCUAUGGCAGUGGCGGCUAUGGCAGUGGCGGCUACGGCAGCGGCGGCUAUGGCAGCGGCAGCUUUGGCACUGGUGGCUAUGGCAGUGGCUUGGGAAGUGGUGAUGGGCUCCUGGUGGGCAGUGAGAAGGCCACCAUGCAGAACCUCAACGACCGCCUGGCCUCCUACCUGGACAAGGUGCGUGCCUUGGAGGAGGCCAACACGGAGCUGGAGGUAAAGAUCCACAGCUGGUACCAGAAGCAGAUCCCAGGGCCGGCUCCCGACUACAGCCACUACUUCAAGACCAUCGAGGACCUGAGGAACCAGAUCCUCAAGGCCACCACAGACAAUGCCAACAUCCUGCUGCAGAUCGACAAUGCCCGUCUGGCUGCUGAUGACUUCUACACCAAGUUCGAGACGGAGCACGCCCUGUGCAUGAGCGUGGAGGCCGACAUCAAUGGCCUGCGCAGGGUGCUGGACGAGCUGACCCUGGCCAGAGCCGACCUGGAGAUGCAGAUCGAGAACCACAAGGAGGAGCUGGCCUACCUGCGGAAGAACCACGAGGAGGAGAUGAGCGCCCUGCGAGGCCAGGUGGGUGGUGAGAUCAAUGUGGAGAUGGACGCCACCCCUGGCGUGGACCUGAGCCGCAUCCUGAAUGAGAUGCGCGAGCAGUACGAGAAGAUGGCGGAGAAGAACCGCAAGGACGCCGAGGACUGGUUCCUCAGCAAGACAGACGAGCUGAACCGCGAGGUGACCACAAACUGCGAGCUGGCACAGAGCAGCAAGUGCGAGGUCUCAGAGCUCCGGCGCACCAUGCAGGCCCUGGAGAUCGAGCUGCAGUCCCAGCUCAGCAUGAAAGCAUCCCUGGAGAACAGCCUGGCGGAGACAGAGAACCGCUACUGCCUGCAGCUGGGCCAGAUCCAGGGGCUGAUCUGCAAUGUGGAGGAGCAGCUGGCCCAGCUGCGCUGCGAGACGGAACAACAGAACCAGGAGUACAAGAUCCUGCUGGACGUGAAGACGCGGCUGGAGCAGGAGAUCGCCACCUACCGCCGCCUGCUGGAGGGCGAGGACAGCCAGCUGACUCAGCACAAGCUCAAAGAAUCUGCGACCACCCGCCAGGUGCGCACCAUUGUGGAAGAAGUCAAGGAUGGCAGGGUCAUCUCCUCCCACGAGCAGGUCCACCAGACCACCCACUGAGAACUCUGCUCCCCCCGCCGGCCCCUCUGGGGCCCCCCAUUGGCUCCGCAGACACCCCAAGCCCCAGCCCCCGGCUUCAGUCCCUUUCCCAUCCCCCCUCCCUGACCAAUAAAGCUUGUUG